ACUAUCCACACUUUACAGAUAGUAAUGUGAACAUAGCCUACUUUCAAUUGUUCAAUAUUUAUUAAAUAUUAAGGCGGAUCGCAUCUUAAGCAAGCAUAAAUGGCAUCACCAAAAACUCCUAUUAGCCCAACUAGCCCUCGUAAGGCAAAGAAAGACAACAGUUUCUUGGAAUAUAUCACUCUUGGACGAAAGAAGAAGAACAAGGAAGCUGAUGAUCUAGACAAAGAGAUGAGGGAUCAUAUAGAAGAAAUAGAAUCGGGUGUUCGAUGUUAUGUUCCAGAUCUGAAUGAGUUAGAGGAAGGAGAAGAGCGGUUAGUUGUUGAGAAAGGACAACAAAGUCCCUCUGUUCAAGAGUUAAUCAAAGUUCUUAUUGAUUGGAUAAACGACGAAUUAGUCUCCUAUCGAAUAAUCGUUAGAAAUUUACAAGAGGAUUUGUACGACGGCCAAGUUUUACAAAAACUUGUUGAGAAACUCGGUAACAUACGUUUAGAAUUUCCCGAGGUUUUACAAUCGGAAACGGGGCAAAAACAAAAGUUAAGAAUUGUUUUGGAGGAAUGCAAUAGAAUAUUAGGCAUGGAUCAGCAUUACGAAAGUCCUCUGUGGACAGUAGAAAAAAUUCAUGGUCGAGAUAUUAUAGCAAUCCUUCACCUUCUGACGGCACUAGUUAGACAUUAUAGGCCACCCAUAAAGCUACCGGAAAACGUCAGAAUUGAAGGACAUCUCUAUAAGAAAGUGAAUGGAGAAUUACGAAGAGACAUAAAUCCAAUAGCCGAACAACUUACUAUGGAAAAAGAAGACACAACAGCCCAUUACGAAAGAGACGCUUUUGAUACUCUAUUUGAUCACGCUCCUGAAAAAUUGGAAGUUGUUAAAAAAUCACUUAUCGUCUUCGUUAAUAAACACAUGACCAAAGUUAACAUACCAGUGCAGAGUAUUGAAGAAGAUUUUCAUGAUGGAGUGGUACUUGUCAUGCUAAUGGGACUUUUAGGAGGCUAUUUUGUUCCUUUGCAUAAUUUCUUUCUAACUCCUCAGACUUAUGAGGAAAAGGUUGCAAAUGUUACACUGGCUUAUAAAUUGAUGGUAGAUGCUGGUUUGCACAAGCCUAACACUCGACCGGAAGACAUUGUGAAAAAGGAUAUGAAAUCAACAAUGAGAGUUCUAUUCAGUCUCAUCAACAGAUUUAAAAGUGUUAGUUAA
This is a messenger RNA of Dimorphilus gyrociliatus, 1197 nucleotides long. Lineage: Eukaryota; Metazoa; Annelida; Polychaeta; Dinophilidae. The record is from the annotation of a GenBank genome assembly.